Molecule: messenger RNA, 602 nt
Organism: Anopheles gambiae (African malaria mosquito)
Lineage: Eukaryota; Metazoa; Arthropoda; Insecta; Diptera; Culicidae
Exons: 2
Coding region: 180-551 (123 amino acids)
Source: RefSeq, a predicted model, not a curated record
AUAGCCACCUCAUAUUUAGACUGAUCGAAGCUACAACCGUGCAUCCGAAGUACAACGAAACGACUGGAGAGCAUGAUAUCGCUGUGAUAAAGCUGAAGGAAGCUAUCCAUCCUUUCGUCCAUCUGUUUCCAGUGUGUUUGUGGCAGAAUACAACACACUCUCCAGUACAUCAAGGCAUUAUGCAUAGCGCGUCUGGUGUGCUUAUCCCCAUUCAUCCGAUGUACAAUUCGGACUGUGAAAAGCGUUUGAAUCGUUCGUUUACAAUCCCUGGAAUGGGUUGUAUGCAUACGGAGCAUGAAUCGUUUCUUGCAGACAUUCAUAGAGAAUGCUUAAACAUGCAAAAGUAUAAAAAUCUUGACCGUAACACUUACGGACGCUUCAAAACAGGAAAUCCUAUAAUAUGGCGGGAAUACAACAAAACUGGAGAAGCGAGUCUUACCGAGUUUCUGGUCAACAUCUACAGCUAUGGAGACUGUGUUGAUGGAUUUCCAUUACACAUUGUGCAUCAUGUUGCAUUCUACGUGGAGUGGUUCGCGAAAGUGUUGCAAUAAAUCGAUAAUAAAAUAAUUUGGUUUGAGCUCUCAGGAUCAAUUUCUUUUUCG